AUAUAUCUACAGAAAGGCUUUAAGCUCUUUUCCCUCUUUCCCUGGUGGGGUCUGUGUCCUGGGACCCAUUUGAUUGAAAACUUUUGGAAGUAUAGGGACAAAAGAAACCACCCAUAUCUUCAUAUUUUGCACUAACUUCUCACCCAUACAUUUGCAUGUUCUGCAAAUAGAGAGCCUUUAAUCUCCUGGGCUGCUUGCUAAUUAAUGCUCUGGCUACAAAUACCACCACGACUACAUUAGCUGCCAGCACUAGUGCUACGCUGCUACUACGCUCACCAAGCUACAAAAUUUUUGUUGCUACCUUCAAGCUCUUAGCUUGCUUAAGCAGACCUGUCUUUCUUAACAUGUCAGUCGUAUCCUGUCUUCUUCUUUUACUUCUAUGUCUUUCUUUGGAUGCAUGUAUUGCCAGGCGACUUCCUGCUGUUGAUCAGAAAUUUCACAUCUACAAUCAGAAGGAUGAGAAGAAUGUUUCAGUCGCAGUACCAAAGGAGUCUUCUUCAUCAAAUGAACCUGCUGGAGCGGCAAAGGAAGAUAGCAGCACAGAGACUCAUUAUCUGAAUGGUUAUGGUUAUACUCAGAAGUUGAAGGAACCCAAGGCAAAAAAGAAAGUAAAGGCAGGAGAGAAUGCUAAAAAAUCAGGUUCUGCUAAAAAAAAGACUCUUGUUUCAGUUCCAUGGCGUGUGCCACACAGUAAACGUGGAGAUAAGCAUCCUGGUUUCAACUUGGACUACUCACCCCCAAAGACACACCCACCUUCACAUAACUGAAACAUGCGUAUACCAAUUUUGCUAUCUUGUAAUCCUGGUUCUCCCCUUGAUCCUUGAGGGUAUUCUUCCUUAUCAUCUAGAAAUUAAGUUUCCAUCAAGUAUUAGAGUAAUCAAGAGCUCAAAGGGUCUGUGAUAGCACCCUCAGGGUUCCAACUCUCACUGUCAGCAUAUAUAUAUAUAUGUAACUGCGGCAACCUUUAAAUAUAUAAGAUAACAUAACAUAGGCUUGUGGGUUUAACGUACUACCAAGCCUCUGAUUGAUGUAUAUCAAAAUGUUAAUUUACUUGUUAGUUCAUCAA
Molecule: messenger RNA, 1066 nt
Organism: Manihot esculenta (cassava)
Lineage: Eukaryota; Viridiplantae; Streptophyta; Magnoliopsida; Malpighiales; Euphorbiaceae
Product: root meristem growth factor 10
Exons: 2
Coding region: 345-767 (140 amino acids)
Source: RefSeq, a predicted model, not a curated record